Messenger RNA from Arabidopsis arenosa, 1449 nucleotides. NCBI's taxonomy places the organism in Eukaryota, Viridiplantae, Streptophyta, Magnoliopsida, Brassicales, Brassicaceae. The record is from the annotation of a GenBank genome assembly.
AUACUCUCUCCCUUCAUUUGCUUUAUGAGCUUCGCUUCAUAAAAAAAAACCUCCAAAAACCCUAAAAACCAGAGAGAGACAGAUCUCAAAAAGCAAGAAACCCUAAAAAGCCUCCGAAUCAUCAUGCCUAUCACGCCCAUGGCUCCGGCGCCUCACCCUCGCGAUGGGUAUUACACUAUGAACAAUCCGUACCAAGCGAACGGACCAAAAGGGUUUACUGAGUUCAAGUAUCUGGAAGAGACCCAUGAUCUGUUCGUGAGGCUUGAUUUCCCAGGAGUCAAGAAAGAGAGUGUGAUUACCCUUCUCCAACCAUCCAAAAAAGCUGUUACUGUGACCGGAGACGCACCUAAAGAGAGCAAACACGAUGCUUCUCACCGCAAGUAUGGAACCUCCUUGGGACUACUCUGUGACUGCUGUGAAAUCAGUAACAACAUUCAGAGCUUUGUUGAUGAUGGUGUUGUUAGACUCAUCCUCUCCAAGAAGAAGAUCUAUCUUCAUGCUCCUACUUUCUGUUCUUUUGGAGGUGCAAGAAUGCCUACCGAUGAUGAUGCUCCUGCUAACAUCAUUCGUGGUUAUAACCCACAAGUCGCAGAUGGCAAUCCUUAUGUGAAUCUUGGAGCUCAUCUUCGUGGACUUAUCCCAAAAGGUCGCCGUGGCACUGACCCUGCUGAUCCGGCGUUCACUGGUCCGGUCAUACUACCACACCCGUCAGUGUUGGAGGGACCCAUGAUGCCUUACGAGGCAAAGCAGCUCUCAAAGGGUGGUCUGUAUCUGCGUGUUGACAUGCCUGGUGUCCCUAGCGAGAGGUUCAUGGUGGCAGUGGACGGCGACGGUGUCGUCACCAUCAUGGGACGAGCUCCUGCGACCAUGCACGACACGAGUGGGCGUACUUACGUAGCCAAGGUCGCCAAUGUCCCUAGAGGCUAUGAUGGGGAUACCUAUGGCACGGCUCAAUCUCAUCACGAUUUUCCCCAUGGCACGGAUCCUAAUGAUCCCAACUUGACGGGUCCGAUAUUGAUUCCACACAUAUGUGUGGCCCAAGGAUCGCAGAUGCCUUAUGAGUCUAAGAGGCUCCAAAAUGGUGGUCUCUACGUGCGUGUAGACAUGCCGGGUGUUCCCAGUGACAACUUCACUGUAUCUGUCACGAAUGGGAGAGUGAAGGUGACUGGUGAAGCUCCUGCUCUUAGCCACGACUCAGCUGGCCGUUCCUACUCUGGUGACGUCGCUAUCCUCUCCACUCCUGUCGACCUUCCCGUCCGUAAGAUCAAGACCAUUGCCAAGAACGGUGUAAUUCGUUUGGUCAUCCCUCCCCUUUGAUGUGAAACUUUGUGUUUGGGUCUGUUAAGUCUGGUUUUCUAGAGUGGACCCUUUUUUCGGGAUAGUGUUGUUGUUUUAAGGAUGAUAUUUCGGUUUUAUGUUUUAGUACUUUGGUUGGAUAUGUCUCAACGA